AGUACACUUAUUACCAUCCGAGAGCUCUCUUCGCAAGAAACGCGCUUCUCUUUGGCCAUUCUUCGCGCUCGCUGCUCCGUUUAAUUUGCCCCCGCGUCUUUAGCGCCGCAACAACCGUUUCUUGCGCCGCAACUGGAACAGUGUAGGUACAUCACUAGAUCGGGAAAUUCAAUUUGGUUGUUUCACUAGAGAAAAAAACGCGAUGGCUUUAGGGGUUUAGUUAGUGCUGCGGGACUGAUUGGACUUGGAAUUGCCACCUCGCAUGUGGGUGCCGUGCUGAUCACUUGAUAUGGAUCUGGUAGCAGAUUUAAGAUGGCGAAACGUGCUAUUGCUGCUUUGCCUGUUGGUUUCCCAAAUGAUCUGUGAGGAAAACACGUCCCAAAGAACCUCAUUGGAGGUAAGCGUGAGUAGCAGCAGCAGCAGCAGCAAUGUAACCCAAUUGGUCAGCAACGAUGAGCUGGAACUGUCGUCGACCAAUCACAGCCGAGAAGCGCUGAGUGAAGACGCCAGUGAACCAAAAACGGUGGUGUUUAUCGGGGAAAACCCCAACUAUGUGCCAAUACCGGCGUUGCGAACGAGAGCAACGCCCCCUAGUGAGGAGGACAGUGACUGGCAGAACCCGUUGGAUACGUGGGAUCGUGAAUAUCGCAGAGUGCGCUUCAACAACACAAAAGUGCAACACAUUGAAGCAGAAUGCCAAGACGACUAUAUGAAAAUUCGAGUUGGGUUCAAUGGCACAUUUUCCGGAUUGGUGUAUUCGGCAGGAUACGCAUAUGACCCAGACUGCAUGUACAUCAACGGAAGUGGGCGCGAAUACUACGAAUUCUACAUCCAGCUGAACAGAUGCGGAACUCUGGGCAAAAAUACUCAUAACGAGGAUAAUAGAAAAUCGCCGACCAAAAACUUCAUGUGGAAUACGGUCACUGUACAGUACAAUCCCCUGAUCGAGGAAGAGUACGACGAACACUUCAAAGUCACUUGCGAGUACGGGUACGACUUCUGGAAGACGGUGACGUUUCCUUUUUUGGACGUUGAUGUCGCCACCGGAAGUCCAGUGGUCUUUACGCUAACACCCCCCGAAUGCUACAUGGAAAUCCGAUAUGGGUAUGGAACGGCCGGAAAUCGCGUCACCGGCCCUGUAAGGGUGGGGGACCCACUGACACUGAUCAUCUAUAUGCGCAGCAAGUACGAUGGAUUUGAUAUCGUGGUCAACGACUGUUACGCACACAACGGAGCCACCAAGAAAAUCCAGCUGAUCGACGAAUUCGGAUGUCCAGUGGACGACAAGUUGAUUUCCAGAUUCCGAGGCUCCUGGUCCGAGGCCGGCGUUUUCGAGACUCAAGUGUUCGCCUACAUGAAAACGUUCCGCUUCACUGGAUCGCCCGCUCUGUACAUCGAAUGUGACGUUCGCAUGUGUCACGGCCGCUGCCCGAGCCAGCCGUGUCAUUGGCGGAACGUCAAGAAUGUGCGCAAGCGGUCUAUAGAGGGCGGCAACAGCACAGCCAAUGCCUCCAUCCCUCUAUCCGAAAACGUCAACCUGUUUCAGUCACUGAGAGUGCUGCAGGAGGGGGAAACCGACCAGGAAGCAAAUGUCACUUAUACAGACGCCCGGACAACCGACCCGAACAGCUUCUGUCUGAAAACGGGCUGGUUUGCGGCACUUCUUGCGUUGGCCUGCGGCACUCUUUGUCUGCUGGGGGGCGCUCUAUUGGCCACAUGCUCCAGAAUGCGCAAGGGAGUCUCGGACAAAACUCUCAGCAACUCCCAGUUCAGCGGAUACAUGAAUCAUCGCGCUACCUUCAAGUGAACCCUGCCCAGAGUUGUUGGGGUGGUCAAUAAUCACGCUGCUUUUUAGCAGACUUAGAUUAAGGUAGACAGUAGACUUACGUACAUGGAGAAUUCGCCCAGUUCAACGCGUCUUCUCCUGUAUGUUUGCCGAUACAAUCUCCCAUCGGGCGCAUUGAUAUUUUCCUUAAGUACGCCUAAUAGUGUAUUUAGGGAAAUAUCCGAAUCGAAUGUAAAUAUAAUAUGUGGCUCAUCAUGUAGCAGAUCUUCGUAUACCUAAGAGUUUUAGUUACGGACCCGUGUAAUGCUCGGUUAUUUAAUAAAUAUUCUCACCGA
Dendroctonus ponderosae (mountain pine beetle) is the source of this 2121-nucleotide messenger RNA. RefSeq lists its product as uncharacterized. Lineage: Eukaryota; Metazoa; Arthropoda; Insecta; Coleoptera; Curculionidae. The coding region runs from base 290 to 1807 and encodes 505 amino acids. The transcript is spliced from 12 exons. The record is from RefSeq and is a predicted model, not a curated record.